Medioppia subpectinata is the source of this 1266-nucleotide messenger RNA. Lineage: Eukaryota; Metazoa; Arthropoda; Arachnida; Sarcoptiformes; Oppiidae. The record is from the annotation of a GenBank genome assembly.
AUGAACGAUUCGGUGAAGAAGAGGAGGAAGAGGGCCACAAAGAGUGGUCAGUGGUUGACAUUAGAGACACUUCCGACUGAUAUUCUGUACGUAAUCGUCGGUUAUUGCGAUACAAGAAGUUUGUUGUGUUUGAGUCGUUGUUCACAAAAGUUGUUUCAUUUCGUGACAAACGAUCCCUACGUUUGGCUCAAUCAAAGUCUCAAUGUUUUGGCCACUAAUCAGACAUCACCUCAAAUACAAUGCAGAUCUUCGCGACUCCUCUCACCCAUAGAGAAGUGCCGGAUAUCGUCGAAGUGGAGGAAUGGUGUCUACAAUGAGAAGAUUAUUAUUGGCCACAAAUGCAGAUAUAUGCCAUGGAUUUGCUUACAAAACGAUCUCUUGUGGUUCACAAAGGGUUCACAAAUCAUUAAAUACAAGAGAAAUGUCAAAAACGGAUCCAUUUCUAAGCAUUUGGUGCAAAAGGUGUUGAAAACCAAUGAAGAUAUUUGUCGUUUUGUUGUGAGAGAAGAGUUUGUGGUCUCUUGUGGUCGAAAGGGAACGAUAGCUGUUUGGGACAAAUGUUGUGAUAAACGAGUCUUAUAUCAAAAUCAGUUACAUUUAAAUGAUAUAAAUUGUGUGGACUUUUCUAAAAACAAAACAAUUAUAUCCGGUUCUAAAGACAAACACAUUAAGAUCUGGUCUCUUGUUUGCGACAAAUGGGAAUCAAAUUAUGCCUUAAGACUUGAGAAAACAAUCGCUGUUAACGAUAGGGUUUUGAGUUUAGCUAUCAAUGAGUUUAGCGGUAACUUUAUAUCGGGUUCUGCGGGUUGUGGUCCUCUCCAACCCUUACUAUUAUUUGAUAUCCAAAGUGGUCAACUUUUGGACCAAUUUGGAGUCGACCACAAAAGAGGGGCCGGAGUUUUGCACAGCUUUUGGGAAUCAAAUAAUGAGGUGUUUAGUUGUGGUUACGAUAGCUUUGUCCGGUUGUGGGACACCAGUGUGAUCAAUAUGGAAGAUCCGCACGACUCAGUCGUAUACUGUAUUUCAUCGGAUCAUUCAUUCACUGUUAUGUCCGGAACCGCCAGAUAUGGUCUGACAAGACUUUGGGACAAAAGGUAUCCCAAGAAAUGCAUUCAAAUGUAUUACGUCGGCACCAAUAAUAGUCCCGUUUAUUCCCUAUCCUUUGACCCGCUCUGCGCUUAUAUAGCGCUCGAGUCUUCCAUUAAUUUAUUGUCAUUUAAUUAAAUUAUUCAAAAUUUUUAUUUAAUAAACAGUAUUUAAAAAUUA